AUGGAGAGCGCCUUCGCGAAGCCUACACAAGCUGUCCUCGCCAACUUUGGCGUCGACGCAAAAGACGGCCUCAGUUACGAGCAGGUUGUCGAGCUGAGGAGCAAGCAUGGAAAGAAUGCCAUUCCCGAUGAACCACCAACUCCCCUGUGGGAGCUCAUACUCGAACAAUUCAAGGAUCAACUCGUUAUAAUCCUGCUGGGUUCUGCUGCCGUGUCCUUUGUCCUGGCUCUUUUCGAGGAUGAAGGCGGCUGGGGCGCAUUCGUCGAUCCCCUCGUUAUCUUGACUAUUCUCAUUCUCAAUGCCGUCGUUGGUGUUUCCCAAGAAAGCAGCGCCGAGAAGGCCAUCGCCGCCCUCCAAGAGUACUCGGCCAACGUUGCUAGCGUUAUCAGAAACAAUGGACACAUCACGCGCGUCAAGGCUGAAGAGCUGGUACCGGGAGACAUUGUCUCAGUGUCUGUGGGCGACCGAAUCCCCGCCGACUGCAGAGUCAUUUCGAUCGAGAGCAACAGCUUUGCAGUCGACCAGGCCAUCCUAACGGGAGAGAGUGAAAGUGUUGGCAAGGACGGCGAAAAGGUCGUCAGUGACGAAAAGGCAGUGCUUCAGGAUCAGACCAACAUGCUCUUCUCCGGAACAACCGUUGUGACUGGCCGGGCCAAAGCCAUAGUCGUUUUGACGGGACCGAACACUGCGAUCGGCGAUAUUCAUGAGAGCAUCACCGCUCAGAUUUCGGAGCCCACUCCUCUAAAGCAGAAGCUCAACGACUUCGGCGACACCUUGGCCAAGGUUAUCACGGUCAUAUGCAUUGCCGUCUGGCUUAUCAACAUUCCCAAUUUUGCCGACCCAAGCCACGGAAACUGGACCAAGGGUGCCAUUUACUACCUGAAGAUUGCCGUGUCCCUUGGCGUCGCGGCCAUUCCUGAAGGCCUGGCCGUCGUCAUUACGACAUGUCUGGCACUGGGUACCCGCAAGAUGGCUGCCAAGAACGCUGUGGUUCGAAGCCUGCCCUCUGUGGAGACUCUGGGAAGCUGCAGUGUCAUCUGCUCAGACAAGACCGGUACUCUGACCACCAACCAGAUGAGUGUCAGCAAGGUCGUUCAUAUCAGUGAAAAUGGCCAGGACCUGGAGGAGCUCGAUGUGCAGGGAACUACCUUUGCCCCAAAGGGUGAUAUCUCACGUAAUGGCAAGGUAGUGCGAGACCUCGCCCAGAGCUCCGCGACGAUUUGCCAGAUGAAUGAGGUGGCUGCGCUUUGCAACGAUGCCCGGCUGAUGUACGAUGCUCGAUCGGGAGCCUUCUCCAACGUAGGAGAACCUACUGAAGGUGCCCUGAGAGUCUUGGCCGAGAAGAUCGGACCCUGUGCACCUGCGAACUCGAACCCCGAAGACUGCGUCCACCACGCCAGCGCCUGGUACGAACAGAAGUUCCCCCGUCUUGCGACGUUCGAGUUUUCCCGAGACCGCAAGAGCAUGUCGGUGGUUGUUCAGGCUGGUCAACAGAAGAAGCUUCUUGUCAAAGGUGCUCCCGAGUCCAUCAUUGAGCGAUGCACGCACACCCUGGUUGGCGCCAAUGGCAAACGGGUUCCUAUCGACAAGAAACUCUACGAUCUGCUUAUGAAGGAGGUAACUGAUUACGGCAACCGUGGACUUCGUGUUAUUGCUCUUGCGAGUGUCGAUGAUAUCGGAUCCAACCCCUUGAUCCAAAACGCCAAGUCGACCGCUCACUAUGCCCAGUUAGAGCAAAACCUUACGCUCCUUGGUCUUGUUGGCAUGCUGGAUCCCCCUCGCCCCGAGGUCUCUGGCGCAAUCAAGAAGUGCAAGAAUGCUGGAAUCAGGGUCAUCGUCAUCACCGGUGAUAACCGCAACACCGCAGAGAGCAUUUGCCGAAAGAUUGGAGUUUUCGGAGAAUAUGAAGACCUCAAGGGCAAGAGUUUCACUGGCAGAGAGUUUGACAAUCUGAGUUCCAGCGAGCAGCACGAGGCCGCAAAGCAUGCAUCUCUCUUCUCCCGCGUUGAACCCAGCCACAAGUCGAAGCUCGUCGAUCUCCUCCAGUCCUUGAACGAAGUGGUCGCGAUGACUGGAGAUGGAGUCAAUGACGCCCCUGCUCUCAAGAAGGCUGAUAUCGGUGUCGCAAUGGGCUCCGGCACCGACGUCUCGAAAAUGGCUGCCGACAUGGUUCUCGCUGACGACAACUUUGCUACCAUCGAGUCCGCCAUCGAGGAAGGCCGAUCCAUCUACAACAACACGCAGCAGUUCAUCCGCUACCUCAUCUCUUCGAACAUUGGUGAAGUGGUCUCGAUCUUCCUCACAGCUGCCCUUGGCAUGCCAGAGGCCCUCAUUCCCGUCCAACUUCUAUGGGUCAACCUCGUCACCGACGGUCUGCCUGCAACAGCUUUGUCUUUCAACCCACCGGACCAUGAUAUCAUGAAGAGGCAGCCACGGAAGCGCAACGAAGCGCUCAUUGGUGGUUGGCUGUUCUUCCGAUACAUGGUCAUUGGUAUCUAUGUUGGUCUAGCUACUGUUGCUGGCUAUGCAUGGUGGUUCAUGUACAACUCCGAGGGACCUCAGAUCAGCUUCUACCAGCUGUCUCACUUCCAUCGAUGCUCAGCAGAAUACUCCGAAAUCGGCUGUGAAAUGUUCGGUAACGACAUGUCAAAGGCAGCUUCGACCGUCUCACUCUCGAUCCUUGUCGUCAUCGAAAUGCUGAACGCCAUGAACGCUCUCUCAUCCAGCGAGUCCCUGUUGACUCUGCCUCUGUGGGAGAACAUGAUGCUUGUGUACGCUAUCGCUCUGUCGAUGGCCCUCCACUUCGCACUGCUAUACACUCCGUUCCUUCAGACCCUGUUCUCCAUUCUGCCUAUGAACUGGAAUGAGUGGAAGGCAGUGCUCAUCAUCAGUGCACCUGUUAUCUUGAUUGACGAGGUACUCAAGGCUGCCGAGAGACAGUGGUUCCUGCAGACCAACACGGACGACGCCGCUGAGGCCAAGAAGAAGGCAUAA
Molecule: messenger RNA, 2994 nt
Organism: Anthostomella pinea
Lineage: Eukaryota; Fungi; Ascomycota; Sordariomycetes; Xylariales; Xylariaceae
Source: the annotation of a GenBank genome assembly